CUGUCGUUGAUGAUCAGAGAAAAAUAGUUAAAAAAAUGAUAAACAAAGAAAAGGACAUUUAUAUGUCUAAAUGUAAUAAGUUGAUAUAUUUUCCAAUCGUGAUAAACCAAAAUUUCGUGUCAAUUUCAUUUUUAAUAAAGUAAAGCAUCUCUAGUCCGUUUUAUUUUCGAUAGAAUUGCAAAGUUUUCCUUUCAGAUACUCUCGAAGAGACGCCUACAUAUCCAGAUGAUUGUUGCAGAAUUUAUCACGACAAACGUGAGUACAUGACCGCAUAUAAUGAAAUAUUUUAGCAUUAACUAAAACGGUAGUAAUUUUCUUCAGCGCACUUAGUUGUUUUGUCGUUGACAGUGAAAGACUAAUUCAAGAAAAUUUCUCCAAUAUUUUAUAUUGAGCGCACUUUCUGACAAAUAGGAAAGUAGGCGAAAAGAUUUAACUUUUUUCUUCUACGUCUUGAACCAAAUGAAAUUUUACUCGACAAGAAUCUGCACUAUCUUUAUAUUUAUUCGCCUUGCUGUAACAUCUAAAAAGCCAUAUCUCUAUCGUUGCAACAAUUCGGAAUAUACAAGACAAUUUUAUGUCUGCGAUGGAAUAGAUGACUGCUCAGAUAAAAGCGAUGAAGCUAACUGCCGUAAGAAAUUUUUAAUAUUAAUAAUUUCUAUAAUAACUUGUGUUUUCAAAAUUUUCUUCAUCAUAGCUAAUGAUUGUUCCAAUCAUAAUAAAUACUUUAAAUGUUCUGAAUCGUGCAUUUCCAAUCUUUUAUUCUGCGAUAAAACCCGAGACUGUAAUACAUGGAACGAAGAAAUAUGUUGUAAUGGAAGCGAUUCUACCUGCAAGAAAAAUAUGAAUAAAAAUCCAAUCCGCUUAAUUAACGUAUCGUCUAAAAGAGAUCAGGAAUGCAAGAAUAAGUACAGAUGCACUAGAGGCCCCAAAUGUAUAAGCUUGCGCGAAGUCUGCGACGGAGUGAAUGACUGCGAAAAAUUUCAUGACGAUGAAAAAAAUUGUAAAUUAUCUUGUCCAAAAGGUUGCCGAUGCGAUAUGGGCUUUCAUGAUUGUUCAAAUAUAGGCAUUGAGAGAAUUCCAUUGUAUAAAAAUGAUUACGAAGAACCAAGGACAUUAGAUAUAUCUAGAAAUAUCCUCAUAACCGUAAAAACAAAAUGGUUCUUGGUAAAUGAGAAUCCUGUUGUAACUAAUAACCACCUUUGGCAUAUUAUGAAUUUAAAUUUCUCAAGAAAUAGUAUUUACCAGAUAGAGAGAAAGGUAUUUGAUAUUCUUCGCGUAUUGAGAUAUUUGGAUUUAUCUCAUAACCCACUUAGUAAGCUACUUGGAAGUGAUCUUAGUAAACUUCAAAAUCUUCAGUAUCUAGAUCUUUCAUUUACCAACAUAAAGACUCUUAAUCUGCACUUUUUGACAUUACUACCAACUUUGAACACUCUUAAAUUCUCAGGGACAAAAGUAACAACUGUUGAUUUGAGAGUGUUGAAAGGAAAGCACAAUGUAAGGAAUAUAUACUUUCCUCAUUAUGCUUUCUGUUGUAAAUUAAAACAGUUGAAUGGAGUAAUCAAUCCGAUAAAUUGCUCUCCAGAUGAAACUAAGCUAUCGUCGUGCAAUAAUCUUUUAAAACUACCUCAUUUUAAACGGUUGCUACUGGCGCUUGCAAUUAUACUAUUCAUAGUCUCUUUUGGUCAUUGGAAUUAUGUAUAUAGAUGGGAAAAAGAUGAAACUCAGAGAUUGCUGAUGCUAAACUUUUCAUCAUCUCUGUUUUUCAUCGCAAUCUCUAGUGUACUUCAAGUGGCUAACAUAAGAUUGAAUAAACCUGUUAUCAAUGAUGAAUUUUCAAUAAUUUCCUCUGCUAUCUGCAAAGCCAGUAACGUCUUUUUCAUACUAGGCUAUGUGUCUGGUCUAUUAAUUAACAUAGUUCUAUCCAUCUAUUCGGUGUCGCUACCUACAGGAUUAUUUCGAACUCAAUUAAACCUGAAGAAAAAAUAUAAAAUAGCUCUCACUUUUAUUUGGCUGAUAUCUCUAGCAUAUUUCAUUUCUAGUUUGACAAAUCAAGGAUGUUUUAAAACGUAUUUUGCCGAAAUUGAUUCACUGUGUUCACCGCUGAAUAUCUUAAUGAAUUCAAGAAAUAAUGCAUACAUAUUCAGUUUAACAUUGAUACCUCUAGAGAGUAUCCUUUUCUCUUUAAUAUCCCUUUCGUUCUCAGUCUUGGCAUUAGGUUGGAGGUUCUACAAUAUUCGAAAAGCAAAACAGUCGUUAAGAGUUAAAGCAAAAAAAUUUAAAGAUUCUGAAGAUGUCUACAACUUAUGGACUGAUGCUGUAUUUGAUGCAAAAUCUGAUGAUGUCGAACUUGUUUCCUCUUUUGUGUCUGUCAGCACAUUAUAUUCAGUUGUUAUGAUAAUAUUCGGAAUUUGUGCUGCUAAAGUGGCUGCUGACGGUCAGGAUUCAGAACUCUACCCCUGGAUAACCCAAAUUCUACUGCCCAUAGCCGCUGGUCUAUCGUCAAUUGUCUAUAUUUCAGUUGAUCAAAUUGAAAUGAGGAUAGCACUAAAGGACGUUUUUACGAAAAGAACCUUUAGCGUAUUCAGACGAGCAGGUGGCGUAAGCGUACGAAUAAGACGACAGUACGUAACUUUACCAGAGUUUGUUAAGAAAAAAUCAGAAUUGACUGUUCGCGAGGCUCUCUUCAUAGCAAGAAAUACUAUUUGGAUAAUAAGGCAUAUGCAUAAGCAAAGUCAAGUAUGUGACAAAAUAGGACCUGAAUAUUUAAUGGUUAUAACUGAUCAUCAGGAAGAAGUCAAAGAUACUGACCUGACGUGUGGAGUAGAAUAUCCAAAAAUGGACGUUCACGAUUGGAGAAAGAAAAGAGAUAUAGGUGGUUAUGGAAAGAUGAUAACUCACUUGAUUGAACAAGGAAACUUUGUAACGGCAAUGAAAACACCAAGGAUUGGAAAAUUUUCUACAGCUGUACAAGCUAAAAGUUUAGUUACGAGAAUAAGCCGUAAGCUUUCUCGAAGGAAGAUAGCCUCUCCAGAAAAAAAACAAAGAAGAAAUCAAAGAACAAGAAGAACAGUAAGACGGAAAUCAAAUGAAGAAAAAGCGACUAUUGAAGUGAAAUUAAAUAAUCAACAAACAUCUAAAGAAUUAGUUGUUAAAGAUAAAACAAAAAGGAAGAGAAAGACAAAUGUAUCAAAUCCAUCAAUACAAAAUGAGAAAAAUAAUAUAGCAAUUAUUAAUUUGGAUGAACAUCAGGAAGAUCAACAGCAACAAAACACAAAAAGUAAAACAAGCUAUGCCGAUGAAGUAUUAGAUAAUAAAUUAAAAACACUUUCUGCAGAUAAAUUAAAACAGGAAUCUUAUCAAACAAACAAACCGCAAGCUACUUUUUUGCCGAGUAAAAUACCAGAUAUUUUAGAAAAUACGAUCGAAAUUAUGUAACUACACUUGUUGUCAAAGUACUUUUAAAAGACGUACAAAGGUUGUUUGUUGUACGAAUUCUUUGAUUAUUAUUU
This is a messenger RNA of Dimorphilus gyrociliatus, 3509 nucleotides long. The record is from the annotation of a GenBank genome assembly. Lineage: Eukaryota; Metazoa; Annelida; Polychaeta; Dinophilidae.